UUAUUAUUUUUAUUAUAGCCAUAAAGAAAGCCGAUGCAUAGAUUCAAAUGGUUACGUUCUCAAAACUGUUUACUUGUGAGCUUUAGGUAGGAUGGACAUCAACACAGGUGCUAAUCAUACUUGCUGAUUAACAUAGAUUCUGUAUUUUAUUUGUGGCAAACAAACAGCAUAAGCAGCAGUCUGAAAUCGAUUAGAGUACUUUACAUAUAGGUAGUCGAUUGUCUAGAUUUUAGGACUAGAUUAACCGAUUUUGUGCUUCCAUCUAGUUUACGCGCUAACAGCAGACUUUACAGUGAGUACGCAAUGAUCGAUAUGUUCUGUGAUCACGGAUCAGAGUGAAACUAUCAUCUCCAAACCAUGUGAAAUAAGUUUGGGAAAGAAAAACCCUCCUAAUCUACAUAUGGCUGCAUCUCUAAGUAUUCACCAAAUAUCAGACUCAGACUCUGAUGCAACAGUGCCUCCAUCUGACAUAGAAAAUGGGCUUGAUGGCUCCCAGGAUUUGUUUGACACAAACAGUAGUGAGGCCUUUGCUAUCAGCUCCAAUUCUUUUAUUCAGAAGACAAGAAUGAACAAGAGUGUUUGUAAUCCUCAUGAGAUAUCCGGCAGUGACACAGAUGAAGAUGUGAAACCAAAAAUAAUGGAGAAGCCUGUCAAAGCAUCAAACUUUCAAUCUUCUAAGAAACAGCCUGCAUUUUCAGGCAAAAGACAUUCUGUGUCAUCACUCAGUCAGGGACAUUCUUCACCAUUGGCCAGUUCAAGUGUAACUUGUUCAAGUACAGUUGGGGCAUGUGUUUCAGGACACGAAAGUCAAGCUAAUAACAUGAAGCCUCGCUGCAAAUAUGGUGACAAAUGUUUCCGGAAAAACCCAUCUCAUCUAAAGGAAUUUUAUCAUGGAGGUAAGGGGAAUGGUAAGAGCAGUGAUCCGCACCCCAAAGAAAGAAAGAAGGAAACAGCAAUGAAGGCAGAGUCAGAGACAAAUGUGCCAGCCAAGCGUCCAAAACUGUGUAGUGAGGAUGACAAGACUGUGAUAGACACCAUCAUGGAGUUUCAGCCUAUCAGCUUUUUUCUUACAAAAGUUGCCGGCAUUGAUGAUAAAUUCAACAUGACAGGGGCUGUUAGUUUGAAAGAUAUCUUGUCACCACUCAUGGGAGAUAUCCAGGCAUCAUGCCAGUUCAACUUUAUGUUUGACAUUCCAUGGCUCAUGAAACAGUAUCCAGCAUGUUGCCGCAACAAACCAUUGUUGAUUGUUCAUGGAGAGAAAGGAAAAGACGAAGCUGAGAUGAAGAAAGAAGCCAAGCAUUUUUCAAACAUUUCACUCGUUAGGGCACAGCUAGACAUGAUGUUUGGCACCCAUCAUACGAAGAUGAUGCUGCUGUUGUAUGAUUGUGGUAUGCGGGUCGUCAUUCACACAGCCAACCUCAUCUCCAAUGACUGGCACCAGAAGACACAAGGGGUUUGGAUCAGUCCUUUGUUUCCAAGGAUGCCAAAGAUGGAGGCCAGCAAGGGGACUAAAAUUUCAGGAGAUUCUCCCACACACUUCAAACAAGACCUACUAGACUACCUGUCUGCUUAUAAGGCUCAAGCCCUAGGUGUCUGGGAGGAACAUGUGCACCAGCAUGAUAUGACAGCUGCAUGCGUGCACAUCAUAGGGUCUGUGCCAGGCAGACAUUCAGGCGACAAAAAGAUGGCAUGGGGACAUCUAAAACUACGUAAGGUAUUGCAGACAGAAGGACCUGACAGUCGUGUGAUCAAGGAGUGGCCAGUUCUGGGGCAAUUCUCAAGUAUUGGAUCCCUAGGAAGCAGCAUGGACAAAUGGCUGUGUGCCGAGUGGUUAACAUCCUUCAGCCAGUGUCGGGGCAGUCCAGACUCUGCAGUAGAUAGCAAGAAAUUAUUGCUGGUUUACCCAUCAAAGGAAAAUGUACGUCAGUGUUUGGAAGGCUAUGGUGGUGGGGGCGGUCUGCCAUACAGCAUUCAGACAGCUCGCAAGCAGAUUUACCUGAACAAUUUUGUCAGACAAUGGCGGGCAGAGGGUCGAGGACGAACAGAAGCUAUUCCUCAUAUUAAGACAUACACUCGUGUAUCACCAGACUGGACCCAGGCUGCAUGGUUUCUUGUGACCAGUGCAAAUUUAUCCAAGGCAGCAUGGGGAUCCAUGGAGAAACAGAAUUCCCAGUUGAUGAUCCGCUCCUAUGAGAUUGGCAUCCUCUUUCUCCCCAAAUAUUUUGGCUCUUUAGACAGCUUUCCUGUAGGCAGAACUGCAGAAGAUGUGAGCACUAGUGACCAUGUGGUCCUGCCUUUCCCUUAUGAUCUUCCCCCACCUGUUUACGAAAAAGGAGAUCGUAUCUGGAUGUGGGACGUUCCCUGUGUGGAUAAGCCUGAUCGCCAUGGAAACAAGUACUGCCCAAGGCUUUGACAAGAUUGUGCAUGAAUCGACUUGAUUGGUCAUCUUUGUUUUAGUCUCUGCAAGUGUCAAAAGUGACUUGUAGACUGUAAAACAACAGUUUAGUAUAUGAAGAGUUAGACCAUGGUCAUUUGUAGAUUACAUUGCUCUAAGAAAAGUCCUUUUUGAUAUAUAUUUAAUACUUUAACAGUAACCAACUACAUAUUUCAUCAUUACCAUCUUUGAAUGCAACAGACUUUUUGUGUAUGGAAAAUGGGAGGUGUAGUGAAUGAGAUCUGACAACUUUAUUUAAUUAUAAAAAUAUAUUUAUAAAGCAAUCACUUGUUUAUGGAUUUUCUUUUUGUUAUUGACAUUUUACACAUAAAGAAGUCAUUGGCACAACUCAA
Pomacea canaliculata is the source of this 2787-nucleotide messenger RNA. RefSeq names its product tyrosyl-DNA phosphodiesterase 1-like. Gene Ontology annotation, biological process: single strand break repair; double-strand break repair. The transcript has 16 exons. The coding region runs from base 401 to 2413 and encodes 670 amino acids. Gene Ontology annotation, cellular component: nucleus. NCBI's taxonomy places the organism in Eukaryota, Metazoa, Mollusca, Gastropoda, Architaenioglossa, Ampullariidae. Gene Ontology annotation, molecular function: 3'-tyrosyl-DNA phosphodiesterase activity; double-stranded DNA binding; single-stranded DNA binding. The record is from RefSeq and is a predicted model, not a curated record.